UGCCUGUUCCCCGCCAUCUUGGUUACUCCAUCGGGGCCGCCUUCACAUGCUCCAAAACCCGGUUGACCACGCGCCCAUCCUGACUUGACUUUUGCACCAAAGUGCUCUUGCGCCCAGGUAAUGCUUCAGUCCACCUCUUUGUUCUCAUCCCGGUCCUCUCCUCCGUCUUGUCCGUCUCCUCGUCGCCUCCUCCGUCCUGACCUGCCACCCGCCAUUUGGUGUUCCUUCACUAUACGCUAAAUGAUGUAAUAUGAAGUAGACGAAGCUUGUAUGGCAGCAAUUGAUCUUGACCUUCCGUGGCUGGAAUACCAACACAUGUCCACCCCAGAAAAGCCUUCCUACAACGAUGCUUCGUCCAUUCCUACCGGCAGUAGUAGCGGUGUUGCUAGGGACCCGUCUCCAACUGUUGCCGCCUUCUCUCCUCCCUCACUAGGGCGCAGUGAUCCUACUUCGCUACGCCAGCGCUCCACGAUCCUAGUGCACCAGAAGUCACCUCUCCUAGUUGCGACGCCGCCUCAGGUUACACGUACCUUGGCAUAUUCGUACCCAUUUAUUCAACCUCUGAACAAGAUAGUCGGCCUUCUGACAUGGACCUCUGGGGAUCCGUGGGAGAGCUUUCUCCUGCUCGCGGCCUUCUGGGCCGUGACGCUAUAUGGCGAUCCCGUGAUGCGAUGGGGAGGCCCCGUCGUUGUCGUCAUUUUGCUUAUAUUGGGCAUGUAUUCGCGUCGUUUCUCCUCGCUGUCGACGACGGCGACUGCAGGAGCAAAAGGCCAUCACCGGACAGAAUCGGAGGCCAUGCGUCAUGCAAAGAGCCUCGACGAAAUUGUGGACAAUCUUAAACUAUUCACCAGCAGAUGCAACAUCUUGCUAGAUCCGUUUCUGCGCCUAACAGACCUUCUUUCGACCCAGAGGACUGCCACGAGUGCGACGACGAGACCAGCGUUGAUAGCCAUGUUUACGCGGAUUCUACUAGUGACGCCUAUAUGGAUCUUGUUAACUCUUCCGCCGUUCUACAUCAUCACUACCAAGCGUCUGGUUCUUUUCGUCGGAACCGUAGCGCUUACAUGGCACUGCAGACCGGCCCGCGUUACGCGAACGAUCCUGUGGAGAAGUAGGCACAUUCGACGCGCAACAAGCAUUCUAACUGGCUUGCACAUGUCUGAUCCACUCGACUCGGAAAAAGGCAGCGCAGGGAAGCGGGGUCUUCCGCCCGGAACGAACAAGACGGCGAAUGACAUUGCCGCAAGUUUAAGGGCAAAGAGACAACCUAGCUCGCCGGGAAUUCGCUUCACGUUCACGCUGUACGAAAAUCAGAGACGUUGGCUGCUGCUCGGUUGGACGAGUUCCAUGCUAGCGUACGAGCGCGCUCCGUGGACAGACGAGCAUCUCAACCCGAUGCCACCAAAAGAACUGUUUGAGCUCCCUGACGUUGAAGGAGGACAUGCACGAUGGAGAUGGGUUGAAGGAAGCGAGUGGCAUGUCGACAUGGGGGGUUCGCACACUAGGAAAGACAGUGAUGACGAUGACGAUGAGGAAGGUUGGAUCUACUACGAUAGUAAAUGGAAAGAUGGGCGGCGAGGGAGAGAUAGCUGGGGAAGAUACACACGUCGGAGGAAAUGGUGCAGAGAUGCCGAGUUGGUGGAGAUUACGCCAAGCACAGAAACCACACCGUCACCGACGCCAGCCCAGGAGCAAAGUGAGACUGAGGAUAACUAUGCUCGUAUGGCAGAAUCGACAGCCACUGUCGUACCUUCCUCUGCGAGUACUUCCACCGCAGUGGAAGACGAGACGAACAGUAUGAGCGCCAGCGCGAAAAAGCGAGGGAAGGGGUGGUUUCGGCGAAGAGCAAGCAGCAAAGCCGAGAGUAGUAAGAGCGUCGGAGGGGGAACGACAAGCUCUGUGGGAAGCAGUAGCUUGAAGAGUUACCCGGAUGAGGAGGACGAAUAUAGACAUGCGACGUACUACAACCAGCAAACUCGGGACGAGGAAUGGGUGAGAUAUGGAGAGGAUGUGGGCAUGCAAUUAGGCUAGGAGAACUAAAAAUGAUAUUCGUGAUCAUGACGCUGGAAUUUCUUUUCUUCUGCUGUACGAA
This is a messenger RNA of Verruconis gallopava, 2092 nucleotides long. RefSeq lists its product as uncharacterized. Lineage: Eukaryota; Fungi; Ascomycota; Dothideomycetes; Venturiales; Sympoventuriaceae. The record is from RefSeq and is a predicted model, not a curated record. Gene Ontology annotation, biological process: peroxisome organization. The transcript is spliced from 2 exons. Gene Ontology annotation, cellular component: peroxisomal membrane. Bases 271 to 2031 code for a protein of 586 amino acids.